UGUGUUAGUUUUUUUGGACAGGGUUGAGAUAAUAAAGCCUUGUACUCUCCCUCGCUCUAUCUCCCCGCGCCGAAACAAUGGUGAGAAUAGCAUGCGGUCACGUAAUUCCGGCAUUGGUUCGUCCAUUGAAGUCAUCCGUCUCCAGAAACCACUCUCUUCUUCUCACAGAGAAGUCUCACUUUGUAGGCUUUUUCGGGUUCAGCCGGAGGUUCUCUUCUUCAUCCUCCAAAAUAAGCAUGAGCCUUCGAGCCGGCAUUGUUGGCCUCCCUAAUGUCGGCAAAUCUACUCUCUUCAACGCAGUUGUUGAGAAUGGAAAGGCUCAAGCUGCUAAUUUUCCUUUUUGCACAAUAGAGCCAAAUGUAGGGAUUGUUGCUGUUCCAGAUCCGCGUCUCCAAGUGCUUUCUGAUCUCAGCAAAUCUCAGCGGACAGUCCCUGCAUCCAUAGAGUUUGUAGAUAUUGCUGGGCUUGUGAAGGGUGCAAGUCAAGGGGAGGGGUUGGGCAAUAAAUUUUUAUCACAUAUUCGUGAGGUGGACUCCAUACUUCAGGUUGUACGCUGUUUUGAAGAUAAUGACAUUGUUCAUGUCAAUGGUAAAGUGGACCCCAAAAUUGAUAUCGAUGUUAUCAACUUGGAACUUGCUUUCUCAGAUUUGGACCAGAUUGAGAAAAGGAUGGAGAAGCUCAAGAAAGGCAAGGCAAGGGAUUCACAAUCUAAACUUAAGGAGGAAGCAGAGAAGUCUGCCUUGGAAAAAAUUCAGCAGGCACUUAUGGAUGGAAAACCAGCACGAUCGGUAACUUUAACAGAGUUUGAAAAGGAUUCGGUAAAGCAGCUUUGUUUGCUCACAAUGAAACCAGUAAUAUAUGUUGCAAAUGUUGCGGAGACUGAUCUAGCUAAGCCCGAAAAUAACUCUCACGUCACAGAAGUGAAGAAUCUUGCAUCUGAGUUGAACUCUGGACUGGUGACAAUCUCAGCACAGGUUGAGUCAGAGCUUACUGAACUUCCAUGUGAAGAAAGGGUAGAGUACUUAAAGUCUCUUGGUGUCAGUGAAAGUGGUCUUGGAAACCUAAUUAGAGCAACAUAUAGCCUUCUGGGGCUGCGUACAUACUUCACUUCUGGCGAGAAGGAAACAAAAGCAUGGACCAUACUUGCAGGCAUGACAGCACCUCAAGCUGCUGGAGUUAUCCACUCAGACUUUGAGAAAGGUUUCAUUCGAGCCGAGACAGUGGCUUAUGAUGAUUUUGUUGCUGCUGGUUCACUUGCUGCUGCAAGGGAGAAAGGACUUUUACGAUCUGAGGGUAAAGAAUACAUUGUACGGGAAGGAGAUGUAAUGCUGUUUCGUUUCAAUGUAUAAUGCUUAAUAUUGUUGUGGCUGUAGUUAUUUAAUCAUUCCUCAACCCAGUAAGCUGGCAAGAAUUUUGAUACGGAAGAAACGAAGGUAUUUCUUGCUGAGUAAAAGUUGGAUUAAAUUUAUGUCCAUAAUUACACAGUUAGAAAAUGUUCUUUCUGCAGAAAA
Juglans microcarpa x Juglans regia is the source of this 1511-nucleotide messenger RNA. RefSeq names its product ribosome-binding ATPase YchF. The transcript is spliced from 11 exons. Lineage: Eukaryota; Viridiplantae; Streptophyta; Magnoliopsida; Fagales; Juglandaceae. Gene Ontology annotation, cellular component: cytoplasm. Gene Ontology annotation, molecular function: ATP hydrolysis activity; ATP binding; GTP binding. The record is from RefSeq and is a predicted model, not a curated record. The coding region runs from base 78 to 1349 and encodes 423 amino acids.